AACCUCCCAAAACCCUAGACGCCGCCAUCGGAGCUUCUUCGCCUGGAAAGAAAGCCAGCCUUCUUCACAUCUGCUCUUGCAAUGGCCGACGGCGGCGAAACCGCCACCGCCACCGCCGCCGCCACCGCCACCGCCGUGGUGGUGACUCUGGGAGGCAAGGGCUCCUCCCUCUCCGCGUCCUCGUCAUACGCGGUCGCCGCCGGUACCGCCCGCUUGCGCGUAGACUCGUCGGCGAGCGAUCGCCUCGCGGCUUCGCCGGCCAAUCGGAUCUCUCCGGCCGCCAAUUUCCAGAUAUCCUUCCCCCCUUACUUCAGCGUUGUGGAAACCCGCGCUUCUCUCACGGUGCUUCUCAACAAGCUCCUUCUGUCGGGUUCUUCCGGCACGCGCACGGUACUCGUCGAUCUCAUUUUGGAUUCCUUGAGUUCCGUGCCUCCUCGGGAUUUUGGAAAUCUCGCCGUGACCGAUGAAGAAGUAUGCAUAUUGGAGAAUGCGCAUUCCAGUUUGUACGGGAUUUGUGCGGUCUUGGACCACUUGUCGACGGCCUUGUCCACGACGGUCGAUGCGGUUGCUGCAUUGUCGUGCGAGGCCAUCAAAGCUAACGUGGCGGUCUUCAAUCCGAUGGACUCGGGUGAUGGGUUUGUCCAGAAGGAUGAGAUCGGAGUUGCUAGUGAUAUGAAAGUCUUGCUUAAUGGGUCUAAGCUGGUGGGUGAGGUGGAGAGCGAGGCAAUUUCGUGCAUUCCCAAAGUUCAUGCGACAUUGAGAAGGGUGGUCAAAUCGGUGCAUUCAGAGGUGCGAGUGUACCUGCAUUCGUCUGUUAGAAUACAGAAAACUGGGUCCGCCGCUGAUGGCGCGGCAGAUGACGUUGUGAAUGUGUUGUUGCCGCUGGCUGAUGCGCUGCUGAGGAUCGGUAAGAGCUCUUUGUGCCGUGCGAAGAUGAAUUUAGAUUCAAUUGCUGCCGAUGCCCUGAAAAGCAGCUUAACAGGUAUGUUUGAGAAGGACUGUGUACGUAUGGAUGAUUUGGAGAAUGAGAAAAAGGUUAUCGUGGAUGCAUAUAUUGGCGGAGAUUUUGAGAAGUUUGUGCAUGAAUUGUAUGUGCUUUGUGAUCGUGUCUGGAAAAUAGUGGCUUGGGAGGCAAUUACCGCAUUUGUUGCGCUUGAGGGAAGUGAAUUGAUCGAAAAGGGAAAGCAUGAUGAAAUUAAUGGAGUGCAAGCAGAUAAGAAAAGUGAGAAGAAAAAGAAGAAGAAGGUGUUGUUGGGGAGAGGGACAGCUGUUGUGGUGCAAUUGAUUAAGGAUAGAUUUCAGAGGAAUGGAGAUAGUACAGGGUCGCUGGAGAAACUUGUAAAAGAUUUAUUACUGUUCCUAGACACGAGGGGUCCGGAAUUUGACAAUUUCUUGAACAAAGUGAAGGACAUUGUGGACAGUAAUGAGAGUAGAAGGCUGCCCAAGCUUGCCAAGGGAACUCGUGAUUUUGCGAAAGAACAAAUGGCAAUAAGAGAGAAAGCAUUCUCUAUUAUAACAGAGGUUUUCAAGAAGCAUGGUGCCACGGCACUUGAUACUCCUGUUUUUGAACUGAGAGAGACUCUGAUGGGAAAAUACGGCGAGGACUCAAAGUUGAUAUACGAUCUUGCUGACCAGGGUGGAGAGCUUUGUUCUCUACGAUACGACUUGACUGUUCCAUUUGCGAGAUAUAUGGCUAUGAAUGGACUUACGUCAUUGAAGAGACACCAAAUAGCUAAAGUAUACAGGAGGGAUAACCCUUCUAAGGGUAGAUACCGCGAGUUUUACCAAUGUGACUUUGACAUUGCUGGGCAAAAUGUAAGGAUGGGGCCAGAUUAUGAGGUCGUAGUAAUUCUUAUCGACUUGCUUGAUAAACUGAAUAUUGGAGACUAUGAGGUAAAGCUGAACCACCGGAAGUUAUUGGACGGUAUGCUGGAAAUAUGUGGUGUGCCAUCAGAGAAAUUCAGAACUAUUUGCUCAAGUAUCGACAAGUUAGACAAACAGCCAUUUGAGCAGAUCUGGAAGGAGAUGGUGGAGGAAAAAGGUUUAACUGCUGAGACAGCGGACCGCAUUGGCAAUUUUGUAAAGGAAAGGGGUGCACCUCUGGAAUUGUUGUCAAAGCUUCAACAGGAGGGGAGCAAAUUUUUGGAAAAUGAAGGAUCUGUGCAUGCCCUGAAUGACUUGGAGAUAUUGUUCAAUGCCUUGGAAAAGUCAAAGUGUAUCAACAAAGUUGUUUUUGACUUGAGUCUUGCCAGAGGUCUCGAUUAUUAUACAGGGGUGAUAUUUGAAGCAGUUUUUAAAGGGGCCACACAGGUUGGAACAAUUGCUGCUGGAGGGCGUUAUGACAACCUUAUAGGAAUGUUUGGUACAAAGCAGGUUCCGGCAGUUGGUGUCAGUCUAGGAAUUGAACGAGUAUUUGCAAUAAUGGAGCAGCUUCAGAAAGAUCAGAACCAGAUAAUUCGAGCUACAGAGACACAAGUGUUGGUUGGAUUUUUGGGGGAUGAUCUGCCUUUAGCAGCAGAGCUAGCGAAGGAGUUCUGGGAUGCCGGAUUGAAAGCAGAAUUCCUGGUCAGUAAAAGAGUGAUGAAACACAUUGAUUACGUCAAAGAGUACCGAAUCCCCUGGAUGGUUCUAGUAGGCGAGCGGGAACUGAGGGAAGGCGUGGUAAAGUUGAAAGAUUUUGAGAAUGCCAAAGAGGAAGUAGUUCCUCGAAGCGCAAUCGUUCAAGAACUUCUCAACCGUUUAUGAUCUGUGAGAACUUAGAUUACGCUACUAGUGCUAUACUGUUCAUGCUUUUAAUGCCACAUACAAGCCUCUAUCGGCGGUAACAUGCUGCUUCCAGCAACAAGAUUGAAACAAUGAAAAAAGAUAGGGAGGGACGAUCAGCCUAACUAUCUCCUGUUGUUUUCCCUAUUUAGUGGAACAUACUGUCAUUAACCAUUUUGAUGUUGGAGAAACUCUUAAUACAAAAUUUCUCUGGUUGUAGCUGAAA
Messenger RNA from Syzygium oleosum, 2989 nucleotides. Its product is annotated as histidine--tRNA ligase, cytoplasmic. Gene Ontology annotation, cellular component: mitochondrion. The transcript has 7 exons. The record is from RefSeq and is a predicted model, not a curated record. Lineage: Eukaryota; Viridiplantae; Streptophyta; Magnoliopsida; Myrtales; Myrtaceae. Gene Ontology annotation, molecular function: ATP binding; histidine-tRNA ligase activity. Bases 82 to 2745 code for a protein of 887 amino acids. Gene Ontology annotation, biological process: mitochondrial translation; histidyl-tRNA aminoacylation.